Gymnodraco acuticeps is the source of this 2344-nucleotide messenger RNA. RefSeq lists its product as uncharacterized. The record is from RefSeq and is a predicted model, not a curated record. The transcript has 2 exons. Lineage: Eukaryota; Metazoa; Chordata; Actinopteri; Perciformes; Bathydraconidae. The coding region runs from base 659 to 1570 and encodes 303 amino acids.
CUUAGCCCAAGUUCAUUAUUUGUAUUAUUAUUAUUAUUUGUUUACGUCACUUUUAUUUGUUUGUUGAGCACUUCCGGUAAUUGUCACAUGGGUGUGGUUUGUCUAUAUAAGUCACCUGUUUCAUGUCGAGUGCGGAUGACAGAGGGUGAGCUUGUGCUGUCAUUUUUUCUGUUGACCGUUUUGUCCAUAGUUACUGUGUUUUGAUUUUGUUUAUUAAAUAUCCUAUAACUAUCUUGCUUCAGUAUGGGCUUUCUCUUCGAAAACGCGUCACAGUUUAUAGCCAAGCUUAGCCUCUCGGCGACUCAAACUGAACUGGAAAUUGAGCCUCCACACCCACUCUGGGCCAACCUCUCCAGGCUUGGCUCCUGAGAGGGACAGGCUGAGACGGGGUAGACUGUCUGACAAUGUUAUACAGACUAUCCAGGCAGGAAGAGCAGGAUCCACCACAGCCUGUUACAGGACGAAGUGGUUGUGAUUCCAGCGGUGGUGUGAGGAAAGGAGUCCAGAGCCUCUGUCCUGUACAUUGGGCUCUAUUCUGUCCUAUUUACAGAUACUGGUGGACAAGGGGCUUGCUCAUUCCACAGUUAAGGUGUAUGCAGCAGCCAUCUCGUCCUGCCAUGAGGGAUUUGGCGGCAGGUCAGCCUUUAGUCAACCGCUUAUGACGCGUUUUUUGCAGGGGGUCAGGAGACAGCACCCAGUGGUGCAUGUCUCCACCCCGCAAUGGGAUCUGCCAUUGGUUCUCAAGGCUUUGGUUACAGAACCGUUUGAGCCACUGGAGCUCUCCUCCCUGAAGGCGCUAUCAUUGAAAACAGCUUUGCUGCUUGCUUUCACUUUGGCCAAGAGAGUAUGCGAGCUGACCGCUCUGUCGGUGCACCUGAGUUGCCUUUUCAUUCGUGGUGACCGUAGCGGGGCGACACUCAGACCGAACCCCUCCUUUGUUCCCAAGAACCUAAGGAGUUUGUUCAGGUCGAGGGCUAUACAGUUAGACGGCUUUAGUCUUCCACCCCAUACUGGGGACAGGAAGGCAACAUUGCAUCUCCUCUGCCCGGUGCGUGCGCUGGCAUGUUAUGUAGGGCGCAAGGCUUCUAUUGGACGCACUGAACUGCUGUUUGUGUGCUUUGGGGAUGGUGUGGCCGGUAAAGCUCUGUCCAAGAAACGCCUGACAGGAUGGCUCUGCGAGUGCAUUUCACAUGCCGGCAGGGAGAGCCUUUCCCACUGGGGUCCGUGCAUACUCUACACGUGGUAUGGCUGUGUCGACAGCCUUGUUCAACGGCGUAAGUGUGGAGGACAUAUACACGGCGGCGUCUUGGUCUACGUCAGGCCCGUUAAUAAGGUUUUAUCUUUUGGACAUGUCGGGCUCAUUUUCAUCGUCUGCGCUUGCUGGGGCAACACAGGACUGGUGAAAGGAGGGGGGCUGUGGGUCAGUAAGCUGUAUCUGACCCCCUUGGACAUAAUGCACUUACGACUAUUUUCAUGCUCCUUAGGGACCUGGGAAACGUGGUGCGCAGUAAGCCCCAUACAGGGCUGGAAGCAGGCGGGGAGAGCCUUCCCCACUAAGACACACAAAUAAAUUGUCAUUGAUAUUUGCCAAUUAUAUGUUUUCAAAUUACUAGCUAGAAAUGCAAUAUCUUAUUUUAUUCAUAUACUUUCUAACCAGAAAUGUCCACGUCGGCAGUACUCACAUCAAAUCUUCCAGUUGUAUAUCUAUAUUCUUAAGGUUUUUAUUGCGUGAUUUAUAGAGCAUUUUAGAUUUGUUUUGUGACUGUUGACAGUAUUUUUCAGAUUUUUGGAGUGAUAAAAUGUCCUAAAAAGGAAACUGGUUUUUGAACCAGGCAGUAGGGUGUGAACAUGUGAAUUAAGGUUUUACUGAUAUAGCGUCUUAAAAGUUCCUAAAAACAAACACACAAGGAGCAAAACUGUUUUUCUUUGCAUUUUAAAAGAUAAUAUGGUUACAGGGCAUACAAAAUAAAAGACAAAGAACAACAAUAUUUAGAAAAAUAAAAGUCUUCAAAUAAGAAAGAGAGAGAAAAUAAGGUCAAGAAAAUUACUAUGAUUUAUUAUCAUACUAUUAUUUGUAACAGAUGUCAUAACAGAUACAUAUUUGUGAGGCUUUAAAUAAGAGUACAAAUCUAGGGGAAAUGUUCAUAAAUAUCACACUUUCCGAAAGUUGGGGAGGGCAUGCUAAGACAGAAGGGCAUCAGGUGUAAAUAAUCUCACCAUCACACAGGAGGGAAAACACAAAGACAGGGAGUAAACACAGACAUAGGGGGUGAAAAACUGGAAAUGGGAAUAGUAACAAAGAAUAUUUAACCUAAUGUAAAGACAUGACCCUCUCUUGUUCUCC